Messenger RNA from Porites evermanni, 2351 nucleotides. The record is from the annotation of a GenBank genome assembly. Lineage: Eukaryota; Metazoa; Cnidaria; Anthozoa; Scleractinia; Poritidae.
AUGUCCCAUCCCUCCCUCUCCUUCCACAACAACUGUGAGUUUACUCUCCUGUGUUAUGUGCUCAUAGGUUCAUGUGGUAUUCGCCCAUCUACUCGAAUUGUUGGAGGCGCGGCUGCUAAGCAUGGAGGUUGGCCAUGGCAGACGAUGUUAAGAACCAGUUCUAAUUUCCCGUACUGUGGUGGCACGCUCAUAUCUCCUCAGUGGGUGGUCUCUGCUGCUCACUGUGUCAGUGGAAAGUCGGCAAGCUCAGUCUUUAUUCGGUAUAUAUUGUCACUUUUUUUCUUAAUUCUACUCUUGAAAAAAUAUUUGCCACCUUAAAUACAAAAAAGGAUCUGGAGCCAAAAUCCGGCCCUCAAUUGUCUGUAAGAUCGUUACUGGGACGCCAUGCCACUUGUAAACAGUCCCAAAAGCCUUUGCGAAAGUUUAGUCGGCCUAGCCUCCUUAUGGUUUUUAAAGUGUCGUCGGAUGCAGGAGCAUUAUCCUAUACCCUUAGGUGGCAGUGUGGCUGAGACGUAAGCGGUCAAACUCUUCCUGUUGGGCCACCCAUGGUUUGAAUUUCGCCACCAGCCACUAGCUGGACUUGUUUCUUGGUUGUCCUAUUUUACGGUGCUGGUUUUUACUAUGCUGUGUAAGAUAUUGCCCGCUCCUAAGAUCGCCAUGAAUGCCAACUAUGUUUUUUUUUUCAUAGAAAAAUGCAGGUACCUCAGCUUAUAGGUAACAACAACCACCUCUCGUAGGCAACCACCUCCCAUAAGCGACCACCUUCUUAAAACACCAAACAUGUUCUCAGUCAAAGCCUUAUGCUGGAACCUCUCGUAAACGACCACCUCCCGUAAGCGACGGCUGACUCUUUCAGAAUUUUCCAUUGUUUCCAACCUGCGGUAAGCGACCACUUGACACAUGGUCUUACUAAACAGUAACGAGUACAUUGUAAAAAUGGACAAAAAGGAAUUUAGUCUUUUUAGAAUUUAGUCGACCACCAAGCCUUUGCAUUUUGGGUGGUCGCUUACGGGAGGUUCGACCGUAAUGCAUCAUACUAGGUAAAAACGUCCAUAACUGGCCCGAGUCAGUUUGCUGUUUAAAAAACUGAUAAUGAUUACCAAAGCUUACAAGAAUUUCUGUUAAGUAUUCCACAGACUCAGGACAACCUUACACCCUACAACACAAUCAACGUCAGAAACACCUUGUUUAGGUGUGGCAGGUAACAAGUCCUGAUAAGCAGAUGUUUUUCUUUGAAGGCUUGGUGCUCAUAAGCGAACAUCAGACGUUGGAACCGAACAGGAUUUCAGGGUCAGCAAAAUCAUUACACACCCAUCAUACCACCAACCUAAAAGGCUCAGCCAUGAUAUCGCCCUCUUGAAACUGGAACGACCUGCUCAGCUUAACAGGUUCAGUAUUUACCCUUCAUUUCAAUUCAGAAAGUCUUACUGAAAAAUAGUUUACAGUUAACAACCCAGUCCGGUGGAGUUUUUUCAGUUCUUCUUCACAAACAGGUUUUUUUCAUUUUUUUACGAUAAUUAGUCACAGGCUUACUUACUGGGACUCAAAAUUGUUUCUCUGUUUCUUGUGGUGAGUUUCUAAUGGUGUGGCGGAAACCAUCGUUGGUUCGCUUGUGUGUUAUGGUGACGGUACUUUUCAGUGAUUUGUUUGGUGAUUGCAUCCAUCUGCAACACCAAGAAACUACCGUUGUGGUUGGAUCAUGAGCGCCGUGCAAACGGACGCAUCAUUGUUGGCUAACAUAACUACCAACAUUGUCUGAUGUUACAUGUUGUGUCCGUUUGCACUCCCUGUUGCCUGUCGUUGUGUGUUGUUGGGAUUUGUUGUGCAAAGUUUGAAACCGGUCAAACUUUUAGAUAUGUGAGAAACGGACACAACAAUUUCCAACAAUGUUGCGUCCGUUUGCACGAGGUUUUAUCUCCGUCGUGAUUUUGUACCAUUCACUCAAAAUUUUUCCCAGGUACGUGAAUCUUGCUUGUCUUCCUCAUCAAGUUAACGCACCGACAGAUGGGAAGCGGUGUUGGAUUACAGGUUGGGGCAGACUUUCAUCGGGUGGAGCCACCCCCGAACUAUUACAGCAAGUAUCUGUUCCAAUAGUAAGCCGUGCCCGCUGUGACAAAGCGUAUCCAAAUAAGAUCCACGACUCCAUGAUCUGCGCAGGUCUAGACCAAGGAGGUAUUGAUUCCUGUCAGGGAGAUAGUGGGGGACCAAUGGUGUGUGAAACUGGCGGGCGGUACUAUCUUCACGGGGCCACAAGCUGGGGUUAUGGGUGUGCUGCUAAAGGCAAAUUUGGUGUCUAUGCCAAAGUAAAAUAUUUGAUGUCUUGGAUCACGAAUGAAAUGAAAAAGAAUUGA